ACUCCAUUUCUUUUUUGUUACUUUCAGUCACCGCAAAAGAAGAUAAGAACAUUGCAAAAAUUCCACCUUGAACCUCGUGCCAAAUAUCCACAUGUCAACUUCUCAUCAAAUACGGGGUCCAUUUCCAGAUCUUCAUUUCGUCCUUGCACGGAACGAUUUUCUCCCCAACUAAAUUUCAUCCCAUUUUAGUCAAUCGAAAACAAAAUUUAUUAUUAAAGAAAAAAUUGAAAAGUAAAAUUGAUUGAAUUUGUGAAAAUGGAGCAUAAAUGUGAUAUAUCAUAUGUAGCAAGCCGAAGAUUGAGCACUCUAGCAAGACAUUUGGAGGUUUCAACAAUUGAAGCUUGUAAAAAUGAAGGGUUAAAUGCAUCAAUUACAUCUGGGUUUGAUGGGAAUUCCAAUUCUGUGUUUGCCCAUGUUGUUAAAGCUCCUGAAGAUCCAAUUCUUGGGGUAACUGUUGCAUACAACAAAGACCCAAGUCCUGUAAAGUUGAAUCUAGGUGUCGGUGCUUAUCGAACUGAGGAAGGUAAACCUCUGGUUUUAAAUGUAGUGAGACAAGCUGAGCAGCAACUUAUUACUGACAGGUCUCGAGUUAAAGAAUACCUCCCAAUCACUGGGCUUGCAGAAUUCAAUAAACUGAGUGCUAAAUUGAUGUUUGGUGCAGACAGCCCAGCUAUUAGAGAGAAUAGAGUCACUACUGUCCAGUGCUUAUCUGGCACAGGCUCUUUGAGGGUGGGAGGUGAAUUUCUGGCGAAACAUUAUCACGAGAGGACGAUAUACAUUCCCCAGCCCACAUGGGGAAACCACCCGAAGAUAUUCACACUGGCUGGCUUAUCUGUCAAGACUUAUCGUUAUUAUGAUCCGACUACACGUGGACUACAUUUUAGCGGCCUCUUAGAAGACCUUGGUUCAGCUCCAUCAGGAGCUAUUGUGUUGCUUCAUGCGUGUGCUCACAACCCAACUGGUGUGGACCCAACGAUUCAACAAUGGGAAAAUAUCAGACAAUUGAUGAGAUCAAAAGGAUUGCUACCCUUUUUUGACAGUGCUUAUCAGGGAUUUGCAAGUGGAAGCUUAGACACGGAUGCUCAACCUGUUAGGAUGUUUGUGGCUGAUGGUGGUGAAUGCCUUUUGGCUCAGAGUUAUGCUAAGAAUAUGGGCCUUUAUGGUGAACGUGUUGGCGCUUUAAGCAUUGUCUGUAAAACAGCUGAUGUGGCUAACAGGGUUGAGAGUCAACUGAAAUUGGUAGUUAGGCCCAUGUUCUCAAGUCCUCCCAUUCAUGGUGCAUCCAUUGUAGCUACUAUUCUCCGUGACAGGAAUUUGUUUGACGAAUGGACGGUCGAGUUGAAGGCAAUGGCUGACCGUAUAAUUAGCAUGAGGCAGAAACUCUUUGAUGCUUUGCGUGCUCGAGGUACACCAGGUGACUGGAGUCAUAUAAUCAAGCAAAUUGGAAUGUUCACUUUCACCGGACUAAAUAAGGAGCAAGUCGCUUUCAUGACUAACGAGUACCACAUUUAUAUGACAUCUGAUGGGAGGAUUAGCAUGGCAGGUCUAAGUUCCAAGACCAUUCCUCAUCUUGCAGAUGCUAUACACGCUGCUGUUACACGCAUGUCAUAAAUUGUUCCUUAUUUACGAUGUCAUUGCUUCAACAUAUUGGCUGGAGCAUGUUGAUCAGGUCAAGCUUCAGUAGAGUUAGGUAAUCAGGUGUAAAGUGUAUACUUCCCUAUAAGCGUAAGAUCUUAAUACAUACGGAGAACUUCGUCAGAAUGUAAUGACAUAAUAAUAAUAAUAAUAAUAUUCCGUAAUACGUAGUAUAUUUCGUACUA
Molecule: messenger RNA, 1820 nt
Organism: Spinacia oleracea (spinach)
Lineage: Eukaryota; Viridiplantae; Streptophyta; Magnoliopsida; Caryophyllales; Amaranthaceae
Product: aspartate aminotransferase, cytoplasmic
Exons: 12
Coding region: 256-1611 (451 amino acids)
Biological process (GO): amino acid metabolic process; biosynthetic process
Cellular component (GO): mitochondrion
Molecular function (GO): pyridoxal phosphate binding; L-aspartate:2-oxoglutarate transaminase activity
Source: RefSeq, a predicted model, not a curated record